This is a messenger RNA of Phycodurus eques (leafy seadragon), 2654 nucleotides long. RefSeq lists its product as uncharacterized. Gene Ontology annotation, biological process: membrane protein proteolysis. The transcript is spliced from 17 exons. The coding region runs from base 1036 to 2457 and encodes 473 amino acids. Gene Ontology annotation, molecular function: aspartic endopeptidase activity, intramembrane cleaving. Lineage: Eukaryota; Metazoa; Chordata; Actinopteri; Syngnathiformes; Syngnathidae. Gene Ontology annotation, cellular component: cytoplasmic side of endoplasmic reticulum membrane; lumenal side of endoplasmic reticulum membrane; Golgi-associated vesicle membrane. The record is from RefSeq and is a predicted model, not a curated record.
CGAUUGUGUCAAAAGUAGGGCAGUUAAGGCAUUGUAUGUGUAACGCUAACGUAGAAGCGUCAACUUACAUUACGAUAUUCGUGUUAAGUACUAUUUAUUUGAAUUUCAGACGGAGGAAUCAGUGUUUGUUUUAUUCUCAAGCAGCGUAUGAAAUGCGUUAGCCCAGACUAGCAACAAGUUUUGGUUUUUCUUAGCUCGACCCUAACUGGGCAAGGGGGCGUCCAAGCAGAGAAAAAGGGAAGUGAGAUGAUUCAGUUUGUGCAGUGGUGUUAACCCCAAAUUCACAGUGGGCCAAAAUUAACAACUUGGAGAAAGUCGCGGGCCAAAGUAAAUAUUUAUUGGAAAAUUGACUGCAACAUCUGCUCUAUACUUUUUCCUCUGCUUAGCAGUCUCACCUCUGUGUGAUAGGGCACAUCUCUGUACUCAAAACCAAACUCCUCUAGAAAAGACUUGAACUGACGGUGAUUCAGGCUAUGGUUGGGCAUCGAGAACCGAUUGGAACUGACGUUCAUGCUUAGGGUUGUGCAUCAAGAAUCGAGAACCGAUUGGAACCAGGACUAAUGUUUAGGUUGUCCCGGAACUGUUCAAAUUAAAACAUUUUGGUUCCCAGUUUCGAUGCCUAGUCCUCCAGCAGUGAAGAAGUGGCGAAAAGCAACGAAGAAGCGGCAUAAACCAACGAAGAAGAACGGGCACGAUGAUGUGCUUGUGUCCAACGACAGCGGCGGCGAACAAAAGUGUGUCUUAACUUUGUUAAAAUGAAUGACCAGUCACCUCAAUGCAACACUUGGAAUAAGAUUAUAUUGUGAAAAGGAGUUUUUCCUGAUGUGUAGCGUCUGGCACGUUCCGAGCCUCAGCCUACACCGCUCAGAGCUUCAGUGAAGUCAACUCUCAGUCAAUUGGAUAAACUGCCAAGAGGGCAUCCUGCAUAUUUCAGAUGGAAGCAAAGAACAGGAAUUCUGCAUCGUUUACAAUCAGUCCUGGACCCGCCUGUCAAAAAGCCUCGAUACUGCUGUGCAGUAUCCUCUGGUGAACCUGAUGUCCACGCUACUGUGUGACUCCUCAGGAGUCAGUCCGGAGGUGGUGAAAGGCAAAGUUUUGGUGGUGAUGAGGGGUGACUGUACUUUCAGUCAAAAGGCUCUGGUUGCUCAGGCCCUCGGGGCUACAACGUUGCUCAUUGCUAGCAACAAAACUCUGGUCCCUCCAUCAGCCAAUGACUCUGAGUACUCAAAGGUCCAAAUUCCUCUGGCCCUCAUGAGGUAUAUGGACUUUGUGGAAGCACAACAGGUUUUCGGUGAUGAGAUGCAGGUGAGGCUUUAUGCGCCGCCCUCCUCCAAGAUCGACGCCAGCAUCGGCGUCAUGCUGCUGAUCUCCAUCUCCACCGUUGCCUUGGGUGGUUAUUGGAGUGGAGCCUGUGAGAGACGUGAGCGUUUGAAUUUGGGUCUAGGAGGAGCAAGUGGAGACAACAAAGCAGAUAGCGAAGACCUUUCCGUGUACUCUCCUAUCAAAGUGGUUCUCUUAGUUGCCUUCAUGUGCGGCGUCCUCAUCCUCAUGUAUUACUUCUACAACAUUCUAAUUUACGUCUUCAUCGCCAUAUUUUGCGUUGCGUCUGCCAAUGCGCUGUUCAAUUGCAUUAAUGCAGUGCUGGAUUUAUUGGGCUGUGCCAAUGGGAGCUUCACCGUUCACAACACCAACUUCUCAGUGAGGUCCCUCAUUCUGGCUUCUGUGUGCAUAAGCAUCUCUGUGGUCUGGGGUGUCUACAGGAAUGAAAGCAGGUGGAUAUGGAUCUUGCAGGAUCUACUUGGCGUUGCUUUCUGCAUCAACUUCAUAAGGACCAUCUCGCUCUCCAGUUUCAAGAUCUGCGUGAUUCUCCUGACCCUUCUGCUUGUUUAUGACGUCUUCUUUGUUUUCAUCACUCCUUUCUUCACCAAGAAUGGGGUUAGCAUUAUGGUGCAGGUGGCUUUGGGCCCGGAUGCAUCAGGAGAAACGACACCAGGUAACAUGGUGGUGGUGCCGGCCAUGCCCCAGACUCCCACUGAGACACUUCCUGUCGUGAUGCGUGUCCCACGCUUUUCAUCCUGGACUCAGAACUUGUGUGGGAUGCAGUUCUCCAUUCUGGGUUAUGGAGAUAUCAUUGUUCCAGGUCUGUUAGUGGGUUACUGCAGCAGAUUUGACGUCUGGAUCAACAACACGAAGAAAAUCUACUUCCUUAGCUGUUGCAUAGCCUAUCUGAUGGGAAUCAUAACAACCUUUGCUGUAAUGCUGCUGUCAGGGAUGGGCCAGCCAGCUCUGCUCUACCUUGUGCCCUUCACUCUGAUCACCUCUGCAACAGUGGCGGGCUGCAGGGGCCAAAUGAAGCAGUUUUGGACCGGAACCUCCUAUGAGGUUUUGGAAUCCUCACAGGAACCUUUCUUGCCAGAGGCAAGACCUGACCACCCUGUAGAAGCAGAGCCAUGCUGACCUCCCAAGCCAACUGCUGGAAUUUCUGUUCAUUUUUAUAUUUUACUAUGACAUUGACAAAGCAAGGGACAAUGAUGAAACAAUAAUUUUAGAUCAGUAUGGGUUGAUUUUGACUGUUCUGCUGAGCAGAGUGUUUGUAGCUUCUUUUGAAAAGGCUUUUCAGUGCCUCUCAUGGUUCUGGGGGGGGGGGGGGGGGG